CUUAUUAUCUGGGUACCACAAAAUAAUUUAUACGUAUUGUGAUAUAUAUAUUUAUAUGAAAUAAAAUCAAGUAGCGUGAAACGAUGUUUAGGCCUGAAAAAUUAUAAUGUUUAGUGGUAGUACUAUUAGUAGAAGUAGUACCCCCCUAGGCCUAACCGUAUUUUUAUCCGCUGUGUGCCGCUGUUCUACCGCUUUAAACUUGCCGUAAGCUACGUGAAGACUCACCUGAACGAGGAAAAGCAUUUGGGAUACCUUAAAAGUUAAAUAUAAUUUACAAAUUUUGCUCGUUCACAUUACUUAUUAAAAGGUGUGAGGAGUGACUAGUUGGUGAAUAUGGAAGUACACAAUUUUGGGUCUAAUCCGGUCUCGUGUCACACGUGGAAUAAAGACAAAACUCAGUUGGCCUUAUCCCCAAAUAACAAUGAGGUCCUUAUUUAUAAAAAAGCUGGUGAAAAAUGGACUGAGCCAGAGUUACUGUUGCAGCAUGAGCUUCGAGUUACCAGCAUGGAUUGGGCUCCGAACACUAAUCGCAUCGUCACAUGUUCGGAAGACAGAAAUGCCUACGUUUGGACGCAGUGUGAUGGUAAAUGGAAACCCAUGUUAGUGUUAUUACGGAGCAAUCGAGCUGCUGCCUGUGUAAGAUGGGCACCAAAUGGUGAGUUACAGUAAUAAAUGUACAGGCUAGCCUACUGCACCACACAGUAAGUUACAGUAAUAAACUUACAGCACCACACAGUAAGUUACAGUAAUAAAUGUACAGCACCAAAUGGUGAGUUACAGUAAUAAACGUACAGCACCACACAGUAAACUACAGUAAUAAAUGUACAGCACCACACAGUAAGUUACAGUAAUAAAUGUACAGCACCACACAGUAAGUUACAGUAAUAAAUGUACAGCACCACACAGUAAGUUACAGUAA
This is a messenger RNA of Limulus polyphemus (Atlantic horseshoe crab), 919 nucleotides long. Its product is annotated as actin-related protein 2/3 complex subunit 1B-like. Gene Ontology annotation, biological process: Arp2/3 complex-mediated actin nucleation. The transcript is spliced from 4 exons. The record is from RefSeq and is a predicted model, not a curated record. Bases 334 to 669 code for a protein of 111 amino acids. Gene Ontology annotation, molecular function: actin filament binding. Gene Ontology annotation, cellular component: Arp2/3 protein complex; actin cytoskeleton. Lineage: Eukaryota; Metazoa; Arthropoda; Merostomata; Xiphosura; Limulidae.